AUGUAUAUAAUAUAUAAUAAUUUGACGGACGAGUUUAAGAAUUAUCGCAAAUUGAAUAAGUCACAACUUCCACCCAGAAAGCAAAGGAUCACAGAAGCAAUUAGAAAUAACAAUUUCGAGGAUAUUAGAUCACUUUUGAACAUUCAUUACAUAGACGAGGAGAGAACUAAGUGUGAUAUCUGUGGACAUUUGUUUAAAUCGGGACUUUUCAAGUCCAGAUAUAAAUUCUCCUGUCAACUGUGUAACGAAACUUUUUGCAGCGAAUGUCACUACCGAUUAACACUUUUCAAGGGCACGGAAUUUCAAAAGCCAAUCACAGUUUCAUCUUGUAAAGAAUGCUUCAUUUAUUAUCGCAGUUUGAUGUUGAUUUUGGAGGAGGACGUACCUGAAGAUAAUUCACUGAACAUUUUUAACUUGUAUUCUGACGUUUUGGCGAUUUAUAAAGAUCUAAACACAAAACUUUUACAACUCAGAGGCUACCUCAAACUCCUAAACAUACACAGCUCUCUCAACGAGAGAUUACCUGAGGGAACGAGGAAUGCAAUAAUAAAAUUAUUAACGGAGACGGCAAAUAGUAAGAAGAAACUUUCAAAUAUAAAGUCAGAGCUUAAAAAUUUUAAGGGAGCGGUGUCAAUCACAACGUCCCAUAUCAUCAAGUCACUCAACACGCUUUUAACCACUAUUCUCUACAAAAUCGUACCCGAAUUCAACGGAGUUAAAAAUAAAUUAGCAAUCUUCGAACAUUACAACUGA
This is a messenger RNA of Theileria parva strain Muguga, 753 nucleotides long. RefSeq lists its product as uncharacterized. The transcript has 7 exons. Bases 1 to 753 code for a protein of 250 amino acids. Lineage: Eukaryota; Apicomplexa; Aconoidasida; Piroplasmida; Theileriidae. The record is from RefSeq and is a predicted model, not a curated record.